AUCCAAGUAUCACAUCACCCGCUCCAAGUCAUAGGAAUGUAUACCUACAUUAACGACAGAGCACCCCACCCUGCAAUCAAGCUUUCUUCGAGUUUCCCGAAUUCCAAUAUAGGUAUCGAAACAGGGUGAGAUACGUACAUGGGCAUUUCUAAAGACGUCUCAGUUAGUUCUCUUCGUUUUACAAGAAUCUGACCAUUUUCCUCCGUGGAUCGUGAUAAUGCACUUUCAUUGCAGUAUAAACGGUUUCACUAAGCGGGGUAAUUCGCUACUCUCGUACGUCGUCGUAUAGCUUACGUGCAUAACUCCGAACGUGCACACCAACAGACAUAAGCGCCAGGUACACGUACGAGGGUGAUGGCGCGGAGGUGAUAACCUUAUCUAGGUGAUCUGUGAUCCCUACCUACUAUGUAGUACAUUCGGAAGCAUCGGAAUUUUCGGUCCCAAAGUCGUACAGCUUAAUCGGGGUGUGUGAGCGUCGCCGAAAAUCACGAAUGGGGAUAUCGUGGGGUAAUUCCGAUGUUGCCAGGGUGCAGUGCAAUUACACUCGUAGCACCUGAGUCGGGAUGAAGUUAGGAAAAGCAAGACGAGUCAAGGAAGAAAACCAGGAGAAGACCCCCCCGAUCCGAAGACUGAUCGUUCCUAUUUCAAGAGAUUUAUAGUCUUCAUUGCGCUUCAACCUGAGCAAGACCACAGAAGGAAGAAAACACGAGACGUAAGGAAUACGUAGAAGUACUGCAAUGGCGUUUGAGAGGCUCGUCCGGUUUAUCCCCCGCCGACAGGUUUCCCGGCCGUUAAUCGGGCAACCCGUCGAUCGGCUUAUCGACGUCGGCAAAGCCGUCUACGAAGGCAAGGCCGUAGAGGUACGAGCUUUCAGCGGAACCUCGGUCUUGAGCCCCGGGUCGCCGACAGACCAGAUAGAAACCAUCGACCGUAUCCUGUCGCCGCUAGCUAGAGAAGAGGUCGGGACCAUCCGAUGCAUCGGUCUGAAUUAUGCAAACCACGCUAAAGAGGCAAAUGUCGAGAUUCCUAAGAUACCUAUGAUGUUCAUGAAGCCCGCUACGGCGCUAGCGGAUCCCUGGCCGGCUCCCACCAUCAUCCCGAAGCACACUCUGAAGGAUGACUGCGCGGACUACGAAGCCGAGCUGGCCAUCGUGAUCGGGAAGGCCUGCAAGAACGUGAGCGAGGCAGAGGCCCUGGACUAUGUCUUAGGCUACACAGCUGCCAACGACGUGUCAAGCAGGGCCUCACAAAUUGCCCAGUCCCAGGCCUGUUACUCGAAGGGGUUUGAUGGGUCCUGUCCCCUUGGCCCCGUCCUCGUGUCCGCGGCGGUCAUGCCCGAUCCUAGUGCCUUCACUAUCUGCGGGUUGAAGAACGGAGAGGUGAUGCAGAAUUCCGCUUUAAGUGACAUGAUCUUCGACUGCGCGAAGCUUGUGAGCUUCCUAUCCGAGGGCACCACGCUUCCUCCGGGAACAGUCAUCCUCACUGGGACGCCGGCCGGUGUAGGUUUCGGGAAGAAACCUCCAGCUUAUCUCAAGGACAAGGACGAGUACGUGGUUGAAUUGCUCCCGCAUGUUGGGAGCCUCUACUCGGCAUUCCAGGCCGAGAAAUAGCGGUCUAGAUGUCGGCUACCAUUCAGAUUACGGGAGCAGGGAUGAGUUGGGAAGAAAAAUGUCCGCAUCACGAUAUUGUUAGGCGAUGAGGUCUAUGCAAAGAAUAGACACAGAGCGCAGAAAAUGUUGCCCGACUGAAGUAAGGGUGGGCCGCGAAAUGCCAUAGGCGCUCAUCGGGAUUUUCGAUGCAUUUCGGGCUUCACCGGAUUUGCUUCAGCCUCGCGAGGCAAAGCAAAAAC
This is a messenger RNA of Annulohypoxylon truncatum, 1849 nucleotides long. RefSeq lists its product as uncharacterized. The transcript has 6 exons. Lineage: Eukaryota; Fungi; Ascomycota; Sordariomycetes; Xylariales; Hypoxylaceae. Gene Ontology annotation, molecular function: acetylpyruvate hydrolase activity. The record is from RefSeq and is a predicted model, not a curated record. The coding region runs from base 738 to 1610 and encodes 290 amino acids.